UCCCUGCUGGUCGGGCAGCUCCGCCGUAAACAGACGGUGUUCAAACACGGGUGGAUCCGACCAAACCCCAGACAGGCUCCAGAAAACACGAUGCACUGAGUGAGCAUCUUCACACUCUGAGUUCAACAGUCUUAAGGAGGGACUGAAACUUCUCCACUUUCUUCAAAGUGAGACAGCAAGGUCCUCUCCCGUUUCUACAAUGGCCACCCUCGAUGUCAGCGACAUCCACACCUUCAGCUCGGAGCUGCCAGCCAUGUUUGAUGGCGUGAAGCUGGCGGCAGUGGCUACCGUGCUCUACAUCAUCGUCCGCUGUCUGAACCUGAAGAGUCCCACGGCAUCGCCAGAGAUCAGCUACCAGGACACACCGCUCAGCCGCUACCUGCUCAAAGCCUGCCCGUUGCUGACCAAAGAAUACAUUCCUCCCUUGCUGUGGGGGAAGAGCGGUCAUCUCCAGACGGCCCUGUAUGGCAAGAUGGGACGUGUCAACACUCCAACGCCCUGCGGAGUCCGAAAGUUCCUCCCGAUGCAGGACGGGGCCACAGCGUCCUUUGACCUCUUUGAAGCACUAGGAGAACACAGCACAGGAGAUGACAUUACCAUGGUAAUCUGCCCUGGGAUCGGUAACCAUAGCGAGAAGAACUACAUUCGGACCUUUGUGGAUCACUCCCAGCGGCAGGGCUACCGCUGUGCUGUCCUCAACCACCUGGGGGCCCUGCCCGACAUGGAGCUCACCUCCCCUCGCAUGUUCACCUACGGUUGUACCUGGGAGUUUUCAGCCAUGGUGAGCUACAUCAAGCGAGCUUUCCCCGACACUAUGCUGGUGGUUGUGGGCUUCAGUCUGGGAGGAAACAUUGUAUGCAAGUUCCUGGGUGAGAACCGAUCCAACCAGGACAGGGUGCUGUGCUGUGUCAGCGUCUGCCAGGGAUACAGUGCCCUCAGGGCCCAGGAAACUUUCCUUCAGUGGGACCAGUGCCGGAGACUCUACAACUUUGUGUUGGCGGACAACAUGAAGAAGCUCAUUGUGUCACACAGGAGCAGUUUGCUCAGCUUGAACUCCAGCAACAUUGGUGACGCAGACUUCAGCAAACUGUACGCAGCCACGUCUCUGAUGCAGAUCGAUGACAGCAUCAUGAGGAAAUUCCACGGCUACGGCUCUUUGAAGGAGUACUACGAGAAGGAGAGCUGUGUGCACCACAUCCACAAAGUCGCUGUGCCUCUCCUCCUGGUAAACUCCGCCGAUGACCCGCUAAUACAUCAUUCACUACUGUCUAUUCCACGCACACUCUCAGAGAAGAUGCCCAACGUGAUAUUCGCCCUGACCCAACAUGGAGGCCACCUGGGCUUCUUCGAGGGAGACGUGCUCUUCCCUCAGCCCCUCACCUGGAUAGACAAGUUUAUAGUCCAGUACACGGACGCCAUCUGCCACUGGGAGAGGAACAGGCUGGACUGCCAGAGGAGCAGCCACCAGGGCACGAACUCUUGCCUGCAGAGCACAGGGGUAACGCUCAGCGGGUAACACCUCUCCACACACGUCUGGAGACAAAACAACAUAUCAAAAGCAGAAAUACACACAGGCUCAUACUUCUGUAUCUGCUUCUCUUCAGUACUUACGGCCUUACAGUUCAUUCUGAUAAAUAUAGGAAAUGUAAAAACCUAAAUUUAGAGUGGAAGUGGGGGCACAAAAUCGCAAAUUACAUAUUACAGAUAUAAUAAGACCUGAGCGCGUCAUAUCACACCAUAGUGAAUUGUUCCUUCCUCUUUUGUAACGAGUUCAAACUUCGCCCUCUGCUGGUUUUUUUGGCAGCUGUUGCUUCUCUAGUCUGGACAGCAGAGUGAUGCUGUUGUUAGGAAGACUUAAUGCUUAAAAUAGAGGAUAAUUAUGACCUUUUCCUGUAGAAAGAAGAGAAAAGUGAAAUGUCCCAACAUAAAUUACCACUGAAAGGUUUCCCAGAUACUCAGGUAUUCAUAAAUCAAACAUCUAGUCUUAAAGUGUGUCAUCAAGGCACCGAUAAAGGUUAAUAUAUUAAAGUAUAUAGUUUUUUUUUAAAAAUUCUUGCUCCCUAAAACACCAUAUUUACUCCGAGCAUAUGUAAGUGCCUUAAUAUAAACGUGAGUCUGCGAAAGAUUUGAGUUCUAGUUUCACUUGGAUCAUCGAGCUGCCUGACAUGAUUUCUGGUUUAUAGUCGGUAUUUUCAGCUUUUGUUCGGGGGUCAACGUAAAGUUUUAAUGGUACUUUCUGGUACUUGUAAGGGUACUCUUAUUUUGCAUAUUCUUUGACACGAUGUCGUCUGUUUCUACUAAGAAACAGAAAGAGAAUCGUGCUUUCUUAUUGCAGGAAAAAAACCCAACAAAUUUUAAAUAACCAGUUCGGUUCGUGGAUGUACGGUUGAGCGUCUUUAGAUUUUUCUUUGCAUUUCCAUUGCGUUUAGUGGACCAUCAGCCUGCGUUGUUGCUGCUGACCUUUUUGAAAUAAAGGAAUCAGGUUGUCAGGCUUUUAAAGAGGUUUAAGAAUAACAAAAGAAAAAGUGAUAGUUUUUUAUUUAAUGUUUUUGUUUUUCUGGCAGUUCUUUUCUGUGUUGUUGAAUGGAAAUAUGCGGGCUUUAUACAUACUAGCUUUAACAUUGUACUGCUUUUGGUCAACUUGUCCCAUUCCAUGAAUUUCUCCACAGACCCUUAAAUCCAGCAGGUAACAGCAGUUAUUACUGUGAUGCCUCCUGCUAUAGGAUGAGGAUGGUCAGGUGGUUUAAUUCCCUAAACGCUGUUGUGGACUCUGAUUAUUAGCUCAGUUUAGAAGUCUACAAUCCAGGGCAGGAGAUACUGGAAAACUUAACUGAACUUAAAAGGGUUGUUCAGGACACAUUAGGGUCAAAAAUGUUUGCAAACAGGAGAGAGGAAAGUGCAACUAGGACACAAACAGGAAAUGUUUAAAAUGAGAAAUCCAAUUUUGGACUUUCGUUUUAUGCACUGACUGGUCUUUGUGGUGUAUUAUUUUACGAAGUUACUCAAAAAGUGGAAAGUGGACUUUAAUGAUCGAUCUGCUGCAUUCUGGCCGACGCUUCAUUCCUUAAAAAAGGCUCAUGGCUUUGGCUCAAAUACGUUAGAGGUCUCAUAUUAGUUAACACUUUGAACAAGGACUUACUGACGAGUUUCAUAAGUGUCUGAGGUUUUUUGGGGGUUUAUUUUAAGCUGCUUACAGUUACUUGCCUAAUAGGUGGGGUUGCCUAUUUAAGACAAUAAAUACAGUGAGGAGAAUUCAGACAGUGAAACAUUUCCUACAUAGAAAAACACAAAAAGUAAAUGAAGACUACCACAUGAAGCUUACCCCUGUUGUGUCUCAUGGUAUAUUUCAGUUAUAAAAGUACUCAUAAAGGUUGAAACAUCAACGAAAAAUAAAAGAACACAACUGAGGUGAAUCUUGUGUGCAGAAAGGUUUUGUUUUCUGUAAGUGUUUGUUUAGCAGUUUGGACCUUUCUCACUGCAAUAUUGAAUAUUACCUGUGGUGUUCAUGUAAAUGCAGUGGACUCUCCACCCAACUUCACCUAGCUUAAAAUGAACUCUAUAAGGUUAUUUACAACUAUUUGAUUCACCUCUGUUCAGUAUCUUUUACAUGCAUGUCUUAUUUCAUCAAAACAAAAGAUGUAAUAGUACUUAAAGGACCAGCGUGUAGGAUUUAGUGGCAUCUAGUGGUGAGGUCGCAGUUUGCAACCAACUGAAUACCCCUCACCUCUUUCAAGCAUGUAGAAGAACGUACGGUGGCCAUGAAGGCUGCAAAAAACAUGAAAGACCCUCUCUAGAGCCAGUGUUUGUCUGUUCUGGGCUACUGUAGAAACAUGGCGGGCUCCAUGGAAGAGAACCUGCUCCCUAUGUAGAUGUAAAGGGCUCGUUCUAAGGUACCAAAAACACAACCAUUCUUAGUUUCAGGUGAUUAUGCACUAAUUAAAAAACACUUAUGAAUAUUAUAUUCCGUUACUGCAAAUAGAUCCCCCUAAACUUUACACACUGGUCCUUUUAAAUUGUCAAUCUUCCUGUUAAAAGCCCAGUGCAGCCUGCCGCUGCUUGUGCAAUAUGUCCUAACGGUUACGAAAUGGACCGUUUUGCCUGCACUUUACUGUCUUUACAGUUGCAAUUGUACUGUACGGCACUAUAAUGUGUAUUUGCAUAUGAGUGUGAGAUUUAUAAUCUAAUCCUAGUGUGUUUUGCUUUGAUGUGUUACACAGUCAUCUUAUUUUAACUCACACAAUAAUAAAUAUUUUUCACAUACAUGCAACUUA
Thunnus maccoyii (southern bluefin tuna) is the source of this 4271-nucleotide messenger RNA. RefSeq names its product monoacylglycerol lipase ABHD2-like. Gene Ontology annotation, molecular function: acetylesterase activity; monoacylglycerol lipase activity. The transcript is spliced from 11 exons. The coding region runs from base 200 to 1516 and encodes 438 amino acids. Gene Ontology annotation, cellular component: sperm flagellum; sperm plasma membrane. Gene Ontology annotation, biological process: medium-chain fatty acid catabolic process; sperm capacitation; medium-chain fatty acid biosynthetic process. NCBI's taxonomy places the organism in Eukaryota, Metazoa, Chordata, Actinopteri, Scombriformes, Scombridae. The record is from RefSeq and is a predicted model, not a curated record.